Molecule: messenger RNA, 1033 nt
Organism: Varanus komodoensis (Komodo dragon)
Lineage: Eukaryota; Metazoa; Chordata; Lepidosauria; Squamata; Varanidae
Product: nicotinamide riboside kinase 2-like
Exons: 9
Coding region: 190-843 (217 amino acids)
Cellular component (GO): cytoplasm
Source: RefSeq, a predicted model, not a curated record
UCUGUCUUUCGCCGAGCGCUCGGCCGAGGCGUGGACGGCUCCCCUCGUUGCCGCCGUUUCUCCGAGACGAUGGCGCCCCUCGCCAGCUGACGUUCGUGCCUCCUUCCCUUCCUCCUCUAGCCCCCCGAGAGUCCGCCGUGAGAGCAGCCGCCGCCGUCACGAUCGCCCCGCGGCUCGCGUGUCACCACCAUGAAAGUCGUCAUCGGAAUUGGCGGGAUCAGAAGUGGCAUGUUUCUGAAUACCAGAGUUACCAAUGGUGGGAAAACCACCCUGACAAGAAAACUCAUGCAUGCACUGCCCAACUGCAGUGUAGUACAUCAAGAUGACUUCUUUAAGCCCCAGGAUGAGAUAGAGGUUGAAGAUGGAUUUAAACAGUAUGAUGUUAUUAGUGCUUUGGAUAUGGAUGCAAUGAUGAGUACCAUCAACGCUUGGAAGAAAAACCCAAUCAAGUUUGAACGAUCUCAUGGUAUUAACACACUGGAUACCAGAACAAUAGAGGAUUCAGAGGAGCAUGAUGACACUGUCCAUAUUCUUAUCAUAGAAGGAUUCCUACUCUAUACUUACAGGCCCUUGAUUGAUGUUUUUGACUUUCGGUAUUUUCUUUCUAUUCCCUAUGAAGAAUGUAAGAGGAGGAGAAGUUCGAGGAAUUAUACUGUGCCUGAUCCACCUGGAUUGUUUGAUGGUCAUGUCUGGCCAAUGUACAUCAAGCAUAAGAAUCUAAUGGAAGAACUUAAUGUUGAUGUUGUUCAGCUGGAUGGAGCAAAGUCAAGGGAGGAACUUUUUAAUUUAGUCUAUGGACAGAUCCAGAACAACUUACAGCAGCUGAUGAAGAUGCUGAGUUAGACCAAGUGGCUGGAGGAUUCUAACAAAGUAGAAGACACUGGUUGAAUAACUUAUUUUUAAAAAAACAUAUGCCUGGCUUGGCAGUAAAGUUCCAACUUCUGUGAAGACUUUUCCUUUCUUAAUAUUUUGUUCUUGCUGAAAUAAGUCUCUAAAAUGUGGCCUUGAUUAAAAAGCAUUUACCAUCCAUAAA